AUGCAAGAAACUGAGAGCAAGAAGCCGACCGACUGACCUAUUAGGUGCCAGACGUGAAACUUAGAGCGGAAAAAAUUUCGAACCAUCUAGUCGAGUGCAUAAAUUUUUCAAACAUAAACGCGUCAUUUAUUUUUUUCCCUCUUGGUCUGCAUCAUGGUGAUCAAUUGGGAGGAGGAAGUCCAUCUUCCCCUUGAUCUUUGUUAUCGGUGACAGCUCCACCCCGAUAAAUCCUUUUUCAAACAAGGAACAAUAGUUCCUUCCCCAACCCUGACCGCGUAAAGAUCAGAUAAGUAUCAAGAUAAAAGCAAAACCAUUUUUUACCUACCUCCCAAAGUUCAUAUGCUAUUUUUUUUGCACAAGACAAAAAACGUUAUUAUUGUCUACUUCGAUAGCAAUCUUUUCUUGCGGGUCGUCUCCUGUUACGUGCAAUCUGGAACUCGGACAUCCCACAAGAAUAGAUUUCACACAUGGUUGCGUGGCUCGUCACCCUUCGGGGCUCUCCUUAUUGAUGGUCGACUAUAAAUACUGCAAGGCAUCUCUGAUUCAUUCGCAUUCACCACCAAUACAGAAUUACCUGCACGUUCGGAAACGAAACGAAUAAUGGGGGACUGCAAAGGUAAGGAACGGGUUGAUCUUCUUUGAUUCAGCAAAACUAUUUUGCUGGAGACCGUUUCCUGAUUUUCCUUCAGAAAGUUGUGGUACUUCGAUUCAUUUUCUUUUGGGCACAACGUAGAUGAUUCUGAGCUAAACCACGUUCACGUUACGGGUCAUCAGAUCUGUCACGUCUUUCCUGAAAUGACUCUACUUAUGCGUGCUUAUCGUUGUGUGUGGCAUGUCUUAACUAUGAAGGGAAGAGAUCAUGGCCGGAACUCGUCGGUUACAGGGGGACCGCCGCCGCUGCGAUAAUCGAGUACCAGAACCCACAUGUCGAUGCAAUAAUCGUCAAGAAAGGGACGAUUGUUACUGCAGAGUUCCUCUGCGACAGGGUGCGGGUUUGGGUGGAUGAGGGAGGUAUUGUCUACAGAACUCCGAUCAUCGGCUAG
Molecule: messenger RNA, 1043 nt
Organism: Spirodela intermedia
Lineage: Eukaryota; Viridiplantae; Streptophyta; Magnoliopsida; Alismatales; Araceae
Source: the annotation of a GenBank genome assembly